Molecule: messenger RNA, 2953 nt
Organism: Haliaeetus leucocephalus (bald eagle)
Lineage: Eukaryota; Metazoa; Chordata; Aves; Accipitriformes; Accipitridae
Product: sulfate transporter-like
Exons: 3
Coding region: 369-2624 (751 amino acids)
Biological process (GO): transmembrane transport
Cellular component (GO): membrane
Molecular function (GO): sulfate transmembrane transporter activity; chloride transmembrane transporter activity; bicarbonate transmembrane transporter activity
Source: RefSeq, a predicted model, not a curated record
CUUUCCAGAAUAGAUGAAAACCUGAGUGGAGAAGCUCGGCAGGACUCAGGCAAUGAUGCGCUCUCAGUUCAGGGAGCGGCAGAGCAAUAGCACACGCAGGAAGAUUUCUUCGCAUUGUUCCCCUUGUUUAGCAAACACAUCUCCAGAUACCAGCAAUACUGUUACCUGGCAGGACCACUUCUCUAAAUCCCUUCAAUCAUUCUUAAUGGCCAGAACAAGUUUUGAUCAAAAAUACUCUCCCAGAACAGUGUUUGUUUUCAAAAUACAGCUCUGUUUGGCUGGCUGCACCGUCUUCGUCGGCUGGAGUGAGAUAAAAGGGCCGAUCGCUUGGCUGAGUAGCUCAGAUCUCUCCUCAAGGGAAGCGGCACAUGGUCCAGAAGGAAGGCAAAGGAAACAGCUCUCCGGGUGCAAUGGAGGACACGUCAAGCCAGAAGUCAGGACAGAGCAAAGAGGUGCUGAGCUCCCUAACACCAGAAGAGAGUCCUGCCAAUUUUGUACAUGUCAAAUUGGAGGAGUAUGAGCCCGCAGACUUCAGCACCAAGGAUCUCGUCCUAAAGAAAGCCAGAGAGGUCUGCACAUGCAAUCAUCAAACCAUCAUCACCUUCUUCUGUCAGCUGUUCCCAGUGCUGGACUGGCUUCCCCGUUACAACAUCAAGGCGCAGUUGCUUGGGGACGUCGUAUCUGGGCUCCUGGUGGGGAUAGUUGCCAUCCCUCAGUCCAUCUCCUACUCCCUCUUAGCCAGCCAGGAUCCCAUCUACGGAAUCUACACCAACUUCUUCUGCAAUAUCAUCUACGUUGCUAUGGCCACGUCACGCCAUAACUUCGUGGGCUCCUUCGGCAUCCUCUGUCUGAUGAUUGGGCAGUCUGUGAACCGGCACCUCCAGCUAGCAGGGUACAGCGGCGACAACUCUGCCUCUUCACUGGUGGGCAACUCCACCUCCUUCAGUAACGGGACAGGAGCCUGUGACAGGAGCUGCUAUGCCAUCACUGUGGCCCUUUCCUUAAGCUUUCUGGUUGGCCUUUACCAGAUCCUGCUGGGGGUUUUACAGCUGGGUUUCGUGGCUGUCUACCUGUCAGAACCUCUGCUCAGUGGCUUUGUGACCGGCUCCAGCCUCACCAUUAUCACCUCCCAGAUGAAGUAUCUCCUGGGACUGAAAAUACCUCGUCACGAAGGGGUGGGGUCCUUCCUCCUGACGUGGGUUGACCUUUUCAGAUACAUCCAGAACACCAACAUCUGUGACCUGGUCACCAGCCUGGUUGCUUUGGCUGUCAUAGUGCCUGUCAAAGAGAUCAAUGACCGGUAUAAGGAGAAGAUGAAGGCCCCAUUCCCCAUAGAGCUGCUGGUGGUCAUUGUAGCCACAGUAAUAUCUUACUACUUUAACUUCGAAGAGCGAUACAAGUCUGCUGUUUGUGGGGAUAUCCCCACUGGUUUCAGGAAACCCACUCUACCAGAUAUAAACCUGUUUUCCAGCCUGGCAGUUGAUGCUCUGCCCAUUGCUGUUAUUGGUUUUGCAAUGACUGUCUCCCUGGCGGAAAUCUUUGGCAAAAAGCACGGCUACGCUGUCCGUGCCAACCAAGAGAUGAUUGCCAUUGGCAUGUGCAACCUGAUCCCCUCUUUCUUCUACUGCUUUGCCAGCUCUGCAGCCCUGACCAAGACUCUGCUGAAGGAGUCCACGGGGACCCAGACCCAGGUGUCUGGCCUGGUCACCUCCCUGGUGCUGCUGCUAGUGCUGCUGUGGAUCGCCCCACUCUUCUACUCGCUGCAGACCUCCAUCCUGGGGGUGGUCACCAUUGUCAACCUGCGGGGGGGCCUGAGGAAGUUCCAUGAUAUCCCCCGCAUGUGGCAGCUCAGCAAGCUGGACACGGUGGUGUGGUGGACAACCAUGCUGUCCUCCACACUGAUCACCACAGAGAUUGGGCUCCUUGUGGGCGUCUGCUUCGCUCUGCUCUGCAUCAUCUUCCGCACACAGAGACCCAGGGCCACGCUCCUGGGCAAGGUCAGCAACACAGAAAUCUAUGAGGACCAGUCCACUUACAAGCAGCUCGGCAGUAUUGCCAACAUCAAAAUCUUCCGCUUCGAGUCAUCUCUCUACUAUGCCAACAAGGACUAUUUCAAGACAGUUCUCUACCAGAAAACUGGGGUAAAUCCUAUCCUGCUGGCUGCUAAGCACCAAAGGGGGAAGGCCCAGGCAAAUACAGAUGCAGGCAACAGCAAGACCUUUUUCGGCACCAGGCUUGACUGCCUGAAACCUGCCAAGCAAAGGACUGAGAAGCCUCCAGCAGAUGCCUGUCCUCCCUCCAUAGAUACGCACACCUUAAUCCUUGAGUGUGGGGCAAUGCAGUUCAUAGAUACUGUGGGUCUCUCUGUGCUAAAGGAGAUACGUCAUGACUACAAGGAGAUUGGCGUCCAGGUGCUCCUGGCCAACUGCAACCCUUCCAUCCGCCACCGGCUCCGGGAGGGAGGCUGGGCUGGUGGGGCAGACAGCGGUGGUCAGCUGGCUUUCCACAGCGUCCACGAUGCAGUGCGGUUUGCCGAACGGCGGUACCACGUGCAGCGGGAGAGCAAGGAGAAAAAGGAUGCUGUCCUGGACCCUGAAGACCUGAACUUCCAGGCGUCUUUGUAGACCUGCGUUUGAGGAAUGGUUUCUAAUGGGGCUGGGCUUGGUACGUACUUGAGAGCAGUUUUAAGUCUUUGUGCAGUCAGAGCAUGCCAGAAAGGCUUUAAUGAACUGUCAGCAGCAGGCAUGGGGCAAAAGGUCUGGGGACGGCGUGGAUUUCAAGAGAGAUUGCCAACAGGUAAAUAACCCGAGAGGCGUUUCAAGGUCUGUCCUGUCGGCGAAGAGGCUGGAUGGCUUUUAACGCUUCUCCGUUUUGAAAAGGGCUGUGACGGCAAGAGAUGCCGUGCAGGGAGGUGGGACGCCCGGCUCCCGCCAGCAACUUCCAUUAAACACCC